UUCAACAAUAUGUGAGUGAACUUCGUACCAUGGGAAUCAAGCGUAUUCUAACAGUUUCUCAUAACGGAUAUGGUCCUGAUAAAGAAUUAGCCGCAAGGACUUAUGGUGUUGCGGUGCAUAUUGGAGGUCAUAGUCAUACUCUUCUAUCUAAUGAUACAACUUCCGAAGAUCAUAAUUUAGCAGCGGGUCCGUACCCUACUACUGUCAAGAAUGCCAUAGGCGAAGAUACUUUGGUUGUUCAGGCAUUUUGGUCUGGCAAAUAUAUAGGACAUUUGGACGUAUCAUUCGAUAAAGAUGGAAAAGUAGUCAACUAUUCAGGUGCACCAAUUCUCGUAGAUCAGUCAAUUCCUCAAGAUCCCGAAAUAGCUGACUUGGUAAAGCAAUGGAGAGAACCAUUUGAUCAGUAUACAAAAACAGUAAUUGGCAAAGCUAGUGCACUGUUUGAUCAAUUAUCAUGCCAGAGAAGUGAAUGUACAAUGG
Racocetra persica is the source of this 480-nucleotide messenger RNA. NCBI's taxonomy places the organism in Eukaryota, Fungi, Glomeromycota, Glomeromycetes, Diversisporales, Gigasporaceae. The record is from the annotation of a GenBank genome assembly.